CUGCUGUCCUCCUCUCCCGCCCUGUUUUUCUGCCCCCUUCGGUGGGUGGGGUAGAAUUGUAAAAUUGCCCCCCGCCCCUCCUAGCAUGGUAGCCGGUACUUUUCGUGACACAGGGAAAGGGCAAUACGUGACCCUAAAAUGUUCCCCGGAACCCGUUGCCUUCGCCUAUAAUGUGAAGCCUGCGGCCCUCCUUCUGUAGCCCCCCCUGCCCAGAGCAAUCCUUGCCUCACACUGGGGAUAUCUGCCCCUCUGGCGCCCAAACACUCCCAGUAUCCGUAGCUGUGGGGUAUCUGUAGUUCCCCUGAAACCAUUAUCCGCCCUCAGCUCGGGCAGUUUCACUGACAUCGUAUGGAUGGGAGGGACCUUCAUCCGGUAGAUCCCUUCAUUAACCUGCUGAACGGGGCCGCUGGGAGUUGUAGUUUGCCUCUGGAGUUGCCAUUACUCGCAGCAGAUCAGGAGCACACGUCCGAUGACAUGCCUACGAUAAAGUCCGAAAACCGGACAGGAGGUGGAUACAUCCAGAAGGGGCAGGAUUCUCAGCCAUCUCCUUUGGCCUUGUUGGCUGCCACCUGUAGUAGAAUUGAGCCCCCCGAGAAUGGAAAUGGCAACAGCCAGCAACAGGGUGCUACAGAAUUGGAUCUGAGUACUGCUCAACUUGCCCAGACAGCAAAUGGCUGGCAGAUUAUUUCUACAGCUGGUUCUGCUUCCAAGGAUCAAGCUGGAGGGGACGCUUCUUCUAAAAACCGCCCAAUAGCCCCUGGCCAGUUUGUGGUAUCUACACCCAGUGUGCAAAAUCAGCAGGUUUUGGCCAGUUUGCAGGGUGUGAUGCCCAACAUUCAGUACCAAGUCAUACCACAAUUCCAGACUGUUGAUGGGCAACAGCUCCAGUUUACCACUGCCCCAGCUCAAGUCAGUGUCCAGCAAGAUGCUUCAGGCCAGUUUCAGAUCAUCCCAGCUACUAACCAGCAGAUUAUCACCACUAAUCGCACUGGUACAGGGAACAUACUUGCAAUGCCAAACUUAUUACAGCAAGCUGUCCCUAUUCAGGGUAUGGGUCUAACCAACAAUGUCCUCUCAGGGCAGACUCAGUACUUAACUAAUGUCCCUGUUGCUCUUAAUGGUAACAUUACUCUGCUUCCUGUGAAUGCGGCAUCCCUCACUCCAACAUCUCAGUCAGUGACUCUUAGUGGAACUCAGGAAAACAACUCUCAGCCAGUUACUUCAGGGGUGGCUAUCAGCUCCUCACAAUUGGCUUCCCAGGCCAACUCUGGCGCUUACUUUACAAAUGCAAACAGCUUCUCCACUACUACCACCCCAAGUAAUGUGAGCCUUAUGAACUGCAGCAGUGCAGGCAGCACACCUGGCAGCAAUGUCCAGGUCCAGACAUCUCAGAGAUCUACUGGCCAGCUCAGCUUGCUUACUGAUUCGGUGCAACAAGGCAAUGGAAACAUGCAGAAGGACGGUGACCAGAACCAGCAGCAGCAAAUUCUCAUACAGCCUCAAAUAGUUCAGAGUGGGCAGACAAUCCAGGCUCUGCAGGCAGCUCAGCUGUCAGGUCAAGCCUUUAGCACACAGGCCAUAUCCCAAGAUGCCCUACAGAAUCUUCAGAUUCAGACAGUGCCAAACACAGGUCCAAUUAUUAUCCGUACACCUGCUGUAGGGCCUAAUGGCCAAGUUACGUGGCAGACCAUCCAGCUGCAGAACCUGCAAGUUCAGAAUCCACAAGCUCAGACCAUCACUCUUGCGCCAAUGCAGGGGGUUUCUUUGGGGCAGUCUGGCAGUACUAACACUCUUACAUCAAUGCCUGCUGGUACAGUAACAGUUAAUGCUGCUCAGCUGUCAUCCAUGCCUGGCCUGCAAACCAUUAAUCUUGGAGCAUUGGGAGCCUCCGGCAUCCAAGUGCACCAGCUUCAAGGAGUACCUCUAACAAUCACCAAUGCUACAGGGGAUGCAAGUGGCCAUCUGAGCAUCCAUGCAACAGGUGCUGAUGGGCUGCACGAUGAGAACUCUGCUAUGGAAGAGGGUGAAACCAGUCCAGAUCCACAGCCACAGCCUGGGCGCAGGAUGCGUAGAGAAGCCUGCACCUGUCCAUACUGCAAGGAGGGAGAAGGAAGGGGUUCAGGGGAUCCAGGGAAAAAGAAGCAGCAUAUCUGCCACAUUCCAGGGUGUGGAAAAGUGUAUGGGAAGACCUCUCACUUACGUGCACACUUGCGGUGGCACACAGGAGAACGCCCCUUUGUCUGUACCUGGGUGUUUUGUGGCAAACGUUUCACAAGAAGCGAUGAGCUUCAGAGACACAAGCGCACCCAUACUGGUGAGAAGAAAUUUAUUUGCCCCGAGUGUCCAAAGCGCUUCAUGAGGAGUGACCAUUUGUCCAAGCACAUAAAGACACAUCAGAACAAGAAGGGCCAGGGUGGCCCCGUCGCCAUGACAACCGUAAACCUGGACACUGGGGCGGGUUCUGAUGGCAGCGCUGCUUCUACUCCAACACCCCAGACCCUCAUCACUACAAACAUGGUUGCCAUGGAAGCAAUAUCUCCAGAGGGCAUUGCCCGGCUGGCGAGCAGCGGUAUAAACGUCAUGCAAGUGGCAGAUCUUCAGUCAAUCAAUAUUAGCGGCAAUGGCUUCUAAAAUCCAUUGUUUUGAAAGGACUAUUUGUUGACAAUAAAUAAGUGUGUUGGAAUGGGUGGGAGGGUAGGCGCUAUAGUAACAUAAUGACAAUGGGUCCAAAAAGAGCGUGUUAAACUGCUCUCCUGUCCAUUGGUGCAAGGGUGUGCCAGUUCAAAUUACCCUUGAUGGAGCUUUUUUCCGCCAUGUUGUUAUCCCUUCUUUUACAGCACUGAUUAUUCAUAUAUAUAUAUAUAGUUACUGGGAGAGACCUUUGUCCUCCAUAGAAAAAUACCUGCAUUGUAUAUUUCACCAGAAUAUUUCCAAAUGUAUGCCAGCUAUGGGCAACAUGGGCCUUACUGAUUGCCCCUUCAUGGGCAUCACUGAUCGUCUGUUUGACUUUCUAAUGGUUCAUAUCCUGCCUCUGCUCUGGUGGUCACAAGUACCGCCAUAUGUUUAUGUUGGUGUGAAGAAGGCAAACAUUUCUCAGAACUCAUCUAUUUUUUAAUAUAAAUAUAUAUAUAUAUAAUAUUAAUAUUUCUAUUUUCUGCAUUUUACAAGAAAAAAGACUUAAGGUACCACCCGUAGCCAUCACGCCUUGGUAAACUGAUUUAUCAAUGCAAUAUGUUAUGGUUUUUUUUUUUUUGUUUUUUUUUUGUUUUUUUUUUAAACAGAGCUAUAACUAUAAAAAUCAAUUCAGAUGAAAUACAAAUGCCAAAAAUCUUUAUAUUCAUAUAUCUAUAUAUAACAAAUGCUUAGACCAAAAGUUGCUUUGGUCACUGCAUAGCCUUAGUGUUUUCUAAGUUAAUGAACUUUUUUUUCUACUCUGCAAAGCAGUUUUGACAGUGAUCGGAAGCUCUUAUAUCUCUUGUCGUUCCUUCCAUGUUCAUUCCCAUUGAACAAGAAGGGAAAAGCCCUCCCGAUAGUUUCUUGGCUUGUCCUAGGUAUUGUGGGGUUUCUUACCAUAUGCUUUGACAUUGAUAAGUCUGCAGCAAUAUGGUAGGUUUUUAUUUAUUCCGCGUCUUUGUCUGCCCCGACCACUACCUGCAACAUCAGCAGCUGCUGUUGUAUAUAAAUGCUAGGAUAGACUCUUUAGCCAUAGAUUCUGUAUGAUUAUGUUUGUUGCUAAAGAGCAUGAGAAGAAACAGUGGGCUGAGGGGCUGCCAUUUUGCAGUUGGUGUGCAGAACAGUUCAGUAACCGUCCAAAAUCUGGUAAAAAAAAAAAAGUCAGAAGUACCGAGGGGCUUUUCUUUUUCCUUUUUAAUUUUUUUUGUCUAUAUUACAAGAAACUUAACGUACUGAACAUAACUACCAGGUAAUAGAUAGUGCUCCAUAGAUUCAGUAGGGUGCAGACUUGUUAUAUCACUUCUCAGAGUAAUGAUCACAUCCUUCCAGGCCUGCUUUAAAUUAGACUCAAAGCACAUUAACGAAUGUAACCUCUUUCUUCCAGCUUUUUCUUAAUCAACUAACGGAAUCUGUAGCUUUGUACGGUGUCGGUGUUUUUGUUCUUCCACACUGGCAAUGGAGAGGGACCUUUUAUACAAAUUGCUACUGUAAAUAAUAUAUAUAUAUAUAUUUUAUUUUGAAAACUGCAAUCGGUGGGACUUCCCUGCUACCUAUUUUUAUAUAUUCUUGCAUAGCCUAUACAUAAGCCAUUAAGUGAGAUGUAUUUUUAUAUACAGUUUUGCUACCCACAAACCAUAACCUUUGGGGCGUUUUGCAUUCUGUACUCUGGUUAUGAAUGAUAGAUGGGGAUGUUACUGUUAUAAAUGACCUUAAUUGCUUUGCUGAUAUGAAAUCUGAAGCCUGUUGCUUUGGCGGUGGAUAUAAUGUUUUAUGUGUUGAUAGUUAGCUCUUUUUGAUCAUCAAGAACAAUGGGUUCUCUUGGCCAAAGGAAAAAAGUCAGUUCCAGAUCGUCCUACUAUUAUGCUAAUGAAACACUGUGCCUUUAAUAAUAAGGAUUAUAAGAGUUUUUGAAAACCUGUAUUUAGGAGAAGCCAUUGCUUAAACAGACAAACACAUCUUAAACUUUUCUUUUUUAAACUUAGGUUAGAAUGUAAAUGUUGCCACAGCAACGCAAUGAAAUUGAACAUGGAAAUGCUAUGCAACAUAAUGUGAUGAAAAGGUAUUUUUCCAGUUAUAACCAGUUUUCUGGCUAUUGAAGGGGGGCUUAUAUUGUACAAGGUAAAGAAAUGGUAGCAAACUUGAUUACAUUUAUAGAUUAUUCAUACAGAGCCUGUAAAUAAAUUUCUCUGUUUUUGUUUGAUGUGGUCUCAGAUUGUUGCGUUUUGUUGCGGAUCAGGAAGCGAGAAUUAAUUCUCGUUAUAGAAAUUGUUUUGGAAAUCUUUUUUUUUUUUUUUUAAUAUGGGAUGAGGAGGAAAGGAGAAGAGAGCAGGGAAAUAUACAGGCAGAUAUUCAGCAUAUAACCGCUUGGGUAUUCUCAGUAAUUUACGGCUCUGUCAGGCAGCGUUUGGUUUCUAGCUCAGGGGUGGGGCACUUGGAAUUACCCCUACUUAGACUUACAUAGGAAUUACUCUGAUCAUGCUAAUGCACGCAUGGGUCUAUCGCCUGAUCCACAGGUACCCUGGCAGGGUCUGAGCAACAACAACAGUACCCCAUACAGUGUCACUGUGCAGGUGUCGGAUGCUUCAUAAAAACAAAAGCGUUGCUUCAUUUUCCAAAGUCACCUGAAGUUUGGGUGACUUCAGAAAACAAAGCACUGCAUUAGUUUUGCCACCGGUGAUUCAUGUUAUCGCCAUUUGUCAUCUGUGGUAGCCAAGAUUUAACUGACGACAAAUCUCCCAGUGUGCCAUCACCCUAAAGGUAGUAGGCUGCUGGGUAACCCUCCAGCCCUUGUUUGGCUAAAUAGUGAUAAUGUUUGAGCUGAGGGAGUGAUGUUGGGUGGUUUGAGAGUCAUGAUGCAAAGUUUUGAUUGGUGAAUUCAUAUCACAGGAGAAUGCUCAAUAUUAUGUCCCAUAAGACUCAAGGUGCUCUCUCUGCAUUUAUAUAAACAAAUGCCAGCAAAUAACCUGCUACAUUUAACAGAACGGACUAAUCUCUAGCCUAUCAUUGUUCUUUAGCAAAGGUGUCUGUUAGUAAUCUGUUAGUAUCCGAUAACACACCUUCCUUUGACGUGUAAACUUCCAAAGCCAGAUUAGCACAUGGCAUUCUCGAUGCUGCGGUGGAUGGUGAGAAUUGCAGAGCAAUGAGCUAAUAACAGCAGAAGCAACUCACCGUACUGCUAGGGUAGCAGUGAAACAUUAGCACAGUGGGAGGGACUGCUGACAUUUAGUAUUUUUUCAUUUCUUUUAUUGAUAACAUCUUCCUUUCACAUUCAUACCUACUCCUGUUUAUUCCCUUUUUUCCUGACCAAUGUAAACGGUCCUUCCAUUAAGGCAGAGCGUUUGGUAUUUACACGUGGGAAUCUUGAUUUUUAGAGCCUUCCGCUAUUACCGGGCAGUGUCGAUCUAAACAACCUUUCCAUUUUUGUGUACAAUUGAGAUUGUUUGUUUGCUUUCCGCUUAGUAAGUUGCAGUUCUUCGACGGGGAUCAGUCUGUGUCUGAGCAGGACUUUUUUUUUUUUUUUUUUAAAUGGAGAUGAUUUCAUGUAUAAAGGGCGGUUACAUACCAGCAAUAUAUAGUUGUGGUGGUUGGUAAAGCAGAUUCACUUAUGAUUACAAGUAUUUUUUUUUCUUUGUUGUUCUUUGUAAGUAGACAAGAGCAUGUACCCUAUAUGUGAAUAUGCAGCGUUUCUCCCUUUUCGGGGGGGGGGGGAUAGGGGUGGCAUUAGUGACACCCCUGCUUUACACAAGGCUUGGGUGGGUGUGGGGAGGGGGGUAAUGCAGAUUUACAAUCUCUGGGAACAUUAUAACAGUGCCUCAACCUUUAUAACACACUGGCAAUAACAAAUACACCUUUAAAUAAAAGCUGUUUUAUAAUGUUUUGAUUUUGUUUUAAUGAAUUGAUGUAAUAAUGUUGGAAACCAUUUUAAAGGCAAGUUUCUUUUUUUCCCCUUUUGUACAGAGAAAACAAUUAUUGUAGUUUAUAACUCAUUUGUAAACUCAAUUACAUUUUCAUUUUUUAAUAAACUGU
Messenger RNA from Xenopus tropicalis (tropical clawed frog), 6699 nucleotides. RefSeq names its product Sp1 transcription factor (gene sp1). The record is from RefSeq and is a predicted model, not a curated record. The coding region runs from base 349 to 2631 and encodes 760 amino acids. Lineage: Eukaryota; Metazoa; Chordata; Amphibia; Anura; Pipidae. Gene Ontology annotation, cellular component: nucleus. The transcript has 6 exons.